AUGGCAGAAUUGGCUGCACCUAAAGUUAACAAAAGCGUAGUCCUUGAACCUAGACGAAACGAAACAAUUCUACCUGUUAAAGGCGAGAGGAACAUUCUCAUUACCAGUGCACUCCCAUAUGUUAAUAAUAUCCCGCAUUUAGGAAACAUUAUUGGAAGUGUGUUGAGUGCUGAUGUAUUUGCAAGAUAUUCUCGUGCUCGUCGAUACAACACGCUUUUUGUAUGUGGCACAGAUGAGUAUGGGACCGCUACAGAGACAAAGGCAAUCGAAGAGGGAAUCACCUGUCAAGAACUCUGCGACAAGUAUUACGUGCAUCAUACUGAAGUAUAUGAGUGGUUUGACAUCGGAUUCGAUUAUUUUGGUAGAACUACUACUAGUCAACAAACUCGAAUUGCUCAAGAUAUCUUUUUAAAGCUUCAUAAAAAUGGAUAUCUAGUAGAGGAUACUAUGACUCAAUUAUAUUGUGAACAACAUGAACGUUUUCUUGCAGAUCGUUUCGUUGAAGGAACUUGCCCAAAAUGUGGUUAUCUAGAUGCACGUGGAGAUCAAUGUGAUUCUUGCGGUCAACUACUGAACGCAAUUGAGUUAGUAAACCCGCGGUGUAAAUUGGAUGGUAGCACACCAAUCACCAAAGAAUCCAAGCACAUGUUUCUAGAUUUAUCAAAUUUACAAGAAGCCACCGAAACGUGGGUACAAAAAGCCAGCGUGGAAGGGAAAUGGACGGCGAAUGGGAUCAGUAUUACACAGUCUUGGUUGAAAGAGGGGUUGAAGCCGCGAUGUAUCACACGUGAUUUGAAGUGGGGCACCCCUGUUCCAUUGGAAGAGAUGAAAGAUAAAGUUUUCUAUGUCUGGUUUGAUGCUCCUAUUGGUUAUCUCUCGAUAACGGCAAACUAUACGGAAAAUUGGGAGCAAUGGUGGAAAAAUCCCGAGGACGUGAAAUUAUAUCAAUUCAUGGGAAAAGAUAAUGUGUCUUUUCAUACUGUCAUCUUUCCAAGUUCAUUAAUUGGUACGAAUGAAAAGUGGACGCUACUUCAUCAUAUCAGCACAACCGAAUAUUUGAAUUAUGAAAAUGAUAAAUUUUCGAAAUCACGUAAUAUCGGGGUAUUUGGUAAUAAUGCCAAAGAUACCGGAAUUCCUGUAGCCGCUUGGCGUUACUACUUGAUUUCCAGCCGUCCAGAAACCAACGACGCCAUGUUCACAUGGAAAGAAUUCAUUGCAAAAAAUAACAACGAAUUACUCGCUAAUCUGGGAAAUUUUGUAAAUCGCGUAAUAAAAUUCACCGUAGCAAAAUACAACAGCCAAGUACCAACGUACUCGACGCACGAUACUCCUGAGAAAACAUUACUCGAAACGGUAAACACCCAACUCGCACUAUACAUCCAAACUCUUGACAAUGUAAAACUUCGUGCAGGGCUCGACAUCGCCAUGGAAAUAUCACGAAUCGGAAACCAUUAUCUGCAAGAUGCGAAACUGGACAACACACUUUUUGAGAAAAAUCCCGCAAAAUGUGGUACCGUGAUUGGCGUCACGUUAAAUUUAAUUUAUUUGCUUUCGGCUAUUUUUUCUCCUUAUAUGCCCUCGACUAGUGCUUCUAUCUUGAGACAACUGAAUGCCCCGCCGAGAAAUAUUCCAGAUGAAUGGACUCUGGAUAUUUACGAAGGGCAUCAAAUUGGGAAGCCAGAGUAUUUGUUUAAGCGAAUUGAAGAUAAAAAGGAAGAAGAAUUUCGUCGAAAGUUUGGAGGCGGAGCAACAGCAUCCGGUGUUUCCACAAAGAAAGGCGGAGGCAAGAAAAAAAAAUAG
Ambispora gerdemannii is the source of this 1800-nucleotide messenger RNA. The record is from the annotation of a GenBank genome assembly. NCBI's taxonomy places the organism in Eukaryota, Fungi, Glomeromycota, Glomeromycetes, Archaeosporales, Ambisporaceae.